AUGCCUGUUUACGACUUCGACAAUAUCGACGAGUGGGAUGCCGCUGGAAGUCAGGGUCCUGCCAACAAAGCACCGGCGAACAUUAGGGCCCUCCGUACCAACCUUUUGCGCGUUGAAUGGCUAGACAUAUCCAUGCCUGCCGAGGACAUGUAUGUCAAGAAUCAUAUGGUCUUUUCGGCGCUCAUGGAGACGCCCAUCGUAAUUGGACGCAAGACGUAUUUUGCCGCCCGCCUCUCCAUGGAAGUGAACGACGAGGCCGACGCUAGUUACACGAUCCCGGACGUAAACGACAUCCUGAUCUGUUACGAUGACUAUGCGGCGGGCGCUUAUACCAUGAAGCUCCUCCAAUAUGCCGGACCAACCAACAGCGCUGCUCAUGUAAGGAGCUACAGUCUCAAGCAAGGGACGACUCUGGGCGAACUGGUCGAUGCCGUUGUGACCCAACGCAUGCAUAGGUUCCUGUUCUUCAGCUACACCCAAGCUGAAUUCUGGAAGGGUUGCGGUCAUCAUCUUCUUCGCGUCUAUACCCUUUAUGUCGAUCAGGGUAUCAUCUCCGAUGAGCACUCCCGUGAAGAAGCAAGCAAGGACCUCUGCCAUGAGCUGCUUACCACGUACCUGAGGGGCGACGACGGGACCACGAAGAGGGCUACCGUGAGGGUCGGGCGCGGGAGGUUCCUCAGCUGGGAUGAUACAACGCAUCGGCUCAUCGACGAAACGAUCUGGAGCUCGGCGCCUCCACGCCACGCGGAGAAGCUGAAGAAAUACGGCUUAUACUGA
Molecule: messenger RNA, 777 nt
Organism: Schizophyllum commune H4-8
Lineage: Eukaryota; Fungi; Basidiomycota; Agaricomycetes; Agaricales; Schizophyllaceae
Exons: 4
Coding region: 1-777 (258 amino acids)
Source: RefSeq, a predicted model, not a curated record